Molecule: messenger RNA, 4388 nt
Organism: Sorex fumeus (smoky shrew)
Lineage: Eukaryota; Metazoa; Chordata; Mammalia; Eulipotyphla; Soricidae
Gene: CTDSPL
Product: CTD small phosphatase like
Exons: 8
Coding region: 34-864 (276 amino acids)
Molecular function (GO): RNA polymerase II CTD heptapeptide repeat phosphatase activity
Source: RefSeq, a predicted model, not a curated record
CGGGCCGGCGGGCGGCCGCCGCGCCGCGCACCCAUGGACGGCCCGGCCAUCAUCACCCAGGUGACCAACCCCAAGGAGGACGAGGGCCGGGCGCCCGGCGCCGGCGAGAAAGCUUCCCAGAGCAGCGUCAGCUUGAAGAAACAGAGGAGCCGCAGCAUCCUCAGCUCCUUCUUCUGCUGCUUCCGGGACUAUAAUGUGGAUGCCCCGCCAGCUAGCAGCCCCAGUGUGCUCCCGCCCCUGCUGGAGGAGAACGGUGGGCUUCAGAAGGGUGACCAGAGGCAGGUCAUUCCCAUCCCAAGUCCACCAGCUAAGUACCUCCUUCCAGAGGUGACAGUGCUUGACUAUGGAAAGAAAUGUGUGGUCAUUGAUUUAGAUGAAACGUUGGUGCACAGUUCAUUCAAGCCUAUUAGUAAUGCCGAUUUUAUAGUUCCAGUUGAAAUCGAUGGAACUAUACAUCAGGUGUAUGUGCUGAAGCGGCCACAUGUGGACGAGUUCCUCCAGAGGAUGGGGCAGCUCUUCGAAUGCGUGCUCUUUACUGCCAGCUUGGCCAAGUAUGCAGACCCCGUGGCUGACCUGCUUGAUCGUUGGGGCGUGUUCCGGGCCCGACUCUUCCGUGAAUCAUGUGUUUUCCAUCGCGGAAAUUACGUGAAGGACCUGAGUCGCCUUGGUCGGGAGCUGAGCAAAGUGAUCAUCGUCGACAAUUCUCCUGCCUCGUACAUCUUCCACCCUGAGAAUGCCGUCCCCGUGCAGUCCUGGUUCGACGACAUGACCGACACGGAGCUGCUGGAUCUCAUUCCAUUCUUCGAGGGCCUGAGCCGGGAGGACGACGUGUACAGUAUGCUGCACAGACUCUGCAGCAGGUAGCCCCGGCCUGUGCCGCCCUGGGCACCUGCAUUCUUCAGCCUCCAGGGAGCAGAGAGGGCGGACACUCGGGGUGAAUGAGGCCAUACCUACCUGUUUUUAUUUUUUAAGAACAGAAGCAGCUAUUUUAAAAAAAAAUGAACUCUUUUAAUAGAUUUCAUAAAGGGACAUGCAUUUUACAUGGAUUUGCUUUUUAAAACAUACCAAAAGGAAAAAAGUAUAUAUAUAUACAUAUAUAUACACAUUAUAUAUAUGGGGGGCGGGGGGAAAGCUUGAUAUCUCUUGGACCUCCUUUCAACUGUCCUCCCCUCCAAGCAACUGGUCCCCGACUCUUCCAGCUCGGAGCAGCUCUCCCAGCUCACAAUCCUCUUUCCUACAGGAUGAAGUGCCUUUCUGAAAGUUAUUUUAAGCUGAGAGUUAAUUUUUCUACACAGCAUAUUUCCAGACAUCUUUUAGUCUUUUAUUGACUCAGAUUCUCUAAGAAGAUAAACACGACAAUUUUCUAGAACCGGGGGUGGGGGUGCAGGGGUGCUAAGAGGUGGGGCCGAGGGACGGGACAAGUCAGGAGCUCUUCCUCUGGAUGGCCUGGGCAAGCCACAGGGCUGAGCUCCCCACAGGACUCACCGUGACUGCGUCGUCAGCGUCUCUUUCAUUCCUGACCCAGUUUGGAAUGUGUCUGCAAUUGUGUGGCUCAACGCUUUAGAGAACAAUAGGUUCUUUUAUGUCCUUAUUUCCAAUGGGUGACAAGUUUUGUCUUGAGGGUCACAUUUUCCCCUUGAGAAGUGGCAUAAUUGUCACUUCUGCUUUGACACUACUGCCAUACUUCUCUGCAUUGUUUUCUUGAUAUCAUUUCAGAUAGAACAGUUACACGAAGCCCUUAAAAAAAAUAUCCUUGGAUUUUGGGGGGAGUUUUUUUAUUCUUUUUUGUUUGUUUUCCUUUACCGAAUUUCAAAUCUUUCCUUUCUGGAAGCUAGAUACACAAGGAGCUGUUAGGGAAUUUCCUUUGCUGCUACUCGCUGCCACCAAAUGGACUUGACCAGCGGCUGUCACACUGUUCCUUGCCACUGUGCCUAUGCUCAGAAUCUGCUCACUGCUAAGCUGCAAACUCAGACAGUCUCAGAAACACAGGCGUCUCGCCCCUUUAGCCGGCCGCCCCAACUGUCUCCCUCCCCUGGCACCAGCCGUGGGCAUUCCAGGGAUACAAAGACAGAAGAACAAGUGCAGCUCACAGAGGAGCCUCAACCCCACCAUCAGCUGACCACUGUCUUGUGAGAACCUGAGGUCUCACCCAGCCACCAAGCUGCUGUGGCCCUCAGUCCUCUUCUGGGGAGUACAGCUGUCGGAGCUGAGGGUCAGGGCAUUCUUUCCACACCAAGAUCCAUUGUCCCCAAGCCAGGGGGGAGGGGUUCCCCUUGUCUGCCUUCCCUAGUGAGCGAUUUUACGCAGUGCCAUGUUUCUUGCUUGACAAGAGAGUCGGUAAAAUAUUGCUCUGAAGAAUGAUUCAAAAGUUCCCUUUCUUGUUGGCAGCCACUGCCUUAGUCCACUGUGGGUUGGGCCUCUGCCAGUUCUGCUGGGAGCAACUGGCCUGAAGGAAAUUGGAAACUAGGGGUCAAGGUAAAAUUCCGUCUUUGCUGUCAUUCACGAAAUCACGAAGCCAGGUGCCACUCUCAUGCCCAGCAACACUGUCGUCUGUCUUUGGUGGCCUGCCGUGCACUGAGAAAAGAAGUAACUAUUCAGGAGUGACCAGGUCUCCUCAACCCUCUGCAUGUUAGCGCCCCACUAAUCCACAUGCCAAUUAAUUAAAGAGUCCCAUGCUAGGCCUUGCCACAAAGAAUGACAGUUAUGUGGCAGAUCUGCACAUGCCAUAAACCCUGAUUUGGAAAACCAGUCAUUAAAUGAACCCGCUGCCUUAAAAGUCUUGAAUGUUCGAGUCAAGUGUCUCUCAAAGUGUCGAAAUCCAUACGGAAAUCGAACCUGAUGAAUGAGCCUUAGACCCUCACCCAUGCCUCUGUUCCUCUGUUAGAGUCACACGGCCUCAUUGGAAUAGGAGAGGAGUGAACCUAGAAUAUUUCAGAGGAGCUGAACCUAGGAAUAGUGCCCCCCUUCUGAGAAAUGGAAUGGAGACAUUUGGCAGGCUGGAGCCAGACACUUCACCUCGUACUUCCUGAACCCGUGGGCGCCAUUGCUUCAGGCUCUGGAGAACUGCUGGGGUUGGGGCUGGUUCCUGCCAGGAUGGGGGUGGGUCACCAAACCUUCUGAGGGGUCUAGAUUCUGGGUACCUUAUUUGAUCACACUCCAAAAUUCCGUUUUGAAUUUAACCCUUGAUUCUGUUUUAUGUACAUAAUCAAAAUAUCUAUAUCUAUAAAUAUAUAUAUAUAUAUUUUUAGUCAUCUACAUGUAAAUGAAGCAAUAGAAUUCUAACAUAAAAAGGCCAAGAAAUGAGACGAAUGUUUGGGGAUUAUGGUGGGUGUUUUUUUUUUUAAGGUGAAUACGGGUAUUGUUUUUAAUGAUUACCUUUUAUUAAAUUGUGGGCUUUAAAACCUGAUAAAACCUGUUCAGCUAUUUUUCUGUGCCAUAUUCUUUCCAUGUUACCAAAACACUCUUCAGCCAAAAGAAAAGUCUGACCUCCUAAGUUCUCAUGGGCCUUUCUGUGCCAGGUUAAGAUAAAGUCUCCUGGAGUUUAAAAAGUAUUUGGAACAUUGAGAUUUGGGACAGAAUGCUUAAGUCCUGUACUUCGGCGUCUUCGAGUUUAUGAUAUCUCUCACCAGGCUCCAGUGGCAGUGCCCGAACAUGCUCAAGUCUUCCAUGGCUCUGGAGCCUGUGUGUGGGUCUGUGAGUUCACCCACUGGCCAUUUGCCAACAGUGUGUCUGCAUACUGAAAAGGAACACCGCCCCACCAGUCCCAGCUGUUGGUUGAUGGGGAAGCCCCUCUGACACUGUGCAGUUUUGAUGAGGUGAUUUCAGAACUUCACUUUGAAGACAGAAAGAUUCCCUAAUGGCACUGGCUCACCAUGGUUACGGCAUUUGAACUUGGUAUUUAAAAAAAAAAAAUCUAAGUUCAUAACCUGACAACAUUACCACCCUAUAUUUGAAAGACAGCUUUCUAACCAACAUCCUAAACCACACAGCCCUAUGUCAAACACUCGUGAUGUUUGUGCCUCUGCUUUCAAAGGUGCUGUGCCGGACAGUUGGCGUGCCAGCGCUCGGGAAGAGGGGAUGGCUUGACAUGCUUGACCUGUGUGCGACUGGCUGGCUGCCUCUGUUCCUCUUGUACUGUAAAUCCGACGUGUCUGAUCCUGUUCCCGUUCUCCAGGGGAGCUUCUCUGCAGACUUCACACCCGCCUGCUCACCAGCUCAUGGAGCCGGUGCCUGGGAUAGCCCUCGAUUUCUCUUGGACGUUUGAAUGUGAUGAGCAACCCAGCAUGACCUGGGAAAUGCUGUGUGUGGAAUGUGCACGUGUCCAGGGGCGCGCCUUGUUGGUCAAGACGUUUGCGAUGAUUUUCCUUCCUGCCAAAAAUAAACCAUGA